AUGCCCAACACCCCCCUCCUCCUCCUCUCAUUCCUCUCCAUAGCAAUAUACCUCCUCACCCCUCGUCCUCGUCCCCGUCCUCGUCCAUACCCCCCACCACUCAAGCAGACAGAAAGCCUACAAGAUUCCGUCUUCGAUAUGUUGCUCGCGCGUGAUCUACCACAUAAAACUAGUGGAGCAGAAAGUGUGCACAGCAACAAUGAAGACGUAGACCAAGCGCAAGACCAGGGACAGAGAAUAGAUGUACCACGUAGGACGAGUAUCCGAUGGACCGACGACAGUAACAGCGAGCUAGGAGAGACUAUGCACGUGCGCGUAAACGGUGAUGACGACAUACGGGAUCUAUUAUAUGAUAGUUUGAGUGGAGUUCGUUCUUCGGGUUUGAAUGGGAAUGGGAGUGCGCGUACGGCUUCUCCACCGCCACCUCGCACACUUCAUUCUCCCUUUAUCUAUUCCCCCAGUCCCUCCUCCAGCCCUUCCCCCGGCCAAAUCCACAACGCACGUAUAUUCUUCUCCCCCCAAACCCUCCCCCCACUCACCCCCCUCCUCCUCACCCUCCAGCACACCACGCCCCCCCUCGACCCUUGCGCAAUCCGGUCCAUCCUGCGGCAACACAUUAUAGACAGCGGUUUGGCGUUUGCUGAUGCAGCGUUUAGUGUGCCUAUUAACCGGGAUGGACGUGUGAGUGUCCAGCGUGGGGAAGGAGAUAGGGGAGGACAGGCUUUGAUUGGGGAAAGCGCGGGGUGGUGGGAUGAGGUGAGGGAGUGGGAGUGUGAUGUGUUGAGGGGAGAUAGUGGAGAAGAAGAAAGGGGGGAGGUGGGGGUUUGGAGUUUAGCUGGUGCUGGCGAUGGCGAUGGUGAUGGUGAUGGUGCUGGUACUACUAUACCGCACGACGGUAACGCCACUACUGUCGUACAUGCCGCUGGGGAGAUACAGAGCAAUGGAGUGGUGGGUGGCCCGGCAACAAUACCAGUAGAGACAGCGAGACUAAGACGAAGGUCUGCGAUCCAAGAUCUAGGAAGGGAGUUUUGGAUGCAAGAUGAGUAUCAACACGCACACGUAAAUGGCGUAAAUGGGAUCGAUGGCGGUGAGACGGGUACGCAUAGGGACACGGAUACGGGGGUUGAUACGGAAGUAGGUGCAGAAGUGGAAGUGGAAGUGGAGGAUGGGUGGUGGCGGAUCAGACAAGGCGAUGGAAGCAGUAGUAGUAGUAUAGCGUAG
Molecule: messenger RNA, 1221 nt
Organism: Pyrenophora tritici-repentis Pt-1C-BFP
Lineage: Eukaryota; Fungi; Ascomycota; Dothideomycetes; Pleosporales; Pleosporaceae
Source: RefSeq, a predicted model, not a curated record